AUGGACCCUGUAGUUUUGAGUUACAUGGACAGUCUACUGCGGCAAUCAGAUGUCUCGCUGUUGGAUCCUCCAAGCUGGCUCAAUGACCAUAUUAUUGGAUUUGCCUUUGAGUACUUUGCCAACAGUCAGUUUCAUGACUGCUCUGACCAUGUCUGCUUCAUCAGUCCCGAAGUUACCCAGUUCAUCAAGUGCACUAGCAACCAAGCAGAGAUUGCCAUGUUCCUUGAACCCCUAGACCUCCCCAACAAGAGAGUUAUAUUUUUAGCCAUCAAUGAUAAUUCCAAUGAGGCAGCUGGGGGAACCCAUUGGAGUUUGUUGGUUUAUGUCCAAGAUAAAAAUAGCUUUCUUCAUUAUGAUUCCCAUAGCAGAAGCAACUCAGUUCAUGCAAAGCAGGUAGCAGAGAAACUGGAGGCUUUCUUAGGCAGAAAAGGAGACAAACUAGCCUUUGUGGAAGAGAGAGCCCCUGCUCAACAAAACAGCUAUGACUGUGGGAUGUAUGUGAUAUGUAACACUGAGGCCUUGUGUCAGAACUUCUUUAGGCAACAACCAGAAUCACUACUGCAGCUACUCACUCCUACAUACAUCACAAAGAAAAGGGGGGAAUGGAAAGAUCUCAUUGCCAGACUUGCCAAAAAUUAG
Molecule: messenger RNA, 639 nt
Organism: Puma concolor (puma)
Lineage: Eukaryota; Metazoa; Chordata; Mammalia; Carnivora; Felidae
Source: RefSeq, a predicted model, not a curated record